Messenger RNA from Colletotrichum lupini, 6291 nucleotides. Its product is annotated as beta-ketoacyl synthase domain-containing protein. The record is from RefSeq and is a predicted model, not a curated record. Gene Ontology annotation, molecular function: fatty acid synthase activity; phosphopantetheine binding. The annotation marks the transcript as partial. The transcript is spliced from 5 exons. Gene Ontology annotation, biological process: secondary metabolite biosynthetic process; fatty acid biosynthetic process. NCBI's taxonomy places the organism in Eukaryota, Fungi, Ascomycota, Sordariomycetes, Glomerellales, Glomerellaceae.
AUACUAACACUUUGGGAGCGUCUGGGUCUGAACGCCGUCGACCCCAAUAGCUUCAUCACCAAAGUGAUCGCGCCAGAGAGUCUUCGAAGCCUGUCCAAGGCCUUGCCCCGGUACCCCUGGGACCACAGCCGGACUCACUGGAACGAGACACGCGCGAUCAAGGCUCAUCUCUACGGUCAAAAGCCUCAUCUCCUUCUAGGCUCCCUCUCUGCUUCGAGCACCGGUUCGACAUCGCAAUGGCACAACACUAUCCGGCCUAGGGACCACGAGUGGCUGCAAGGCCACGCGCUCCAAGGCCAGGCUGUGUUCCCCGCUGCCGGAUACAUCGUCAUGGCAAUGGAGGCUGCUCUUCAGAUGGCUGGUGGGCGUUCCGUUCAGCUACUUGAGGUGCUUGACAUGAGCAUUGAUAAGGCUGUUACAUUCGAGGACGAGAACAGCCCGGCAGAGCUCAUCGUCGCGGUAGACACCAUUGCCUCUCAGCCAGACCAGAUAAAGCUCGGCUUCACGAUUGACUCAUGUCUUGCCAAAGAGUCAAAGCCGUCAACAUCUGCUACCGGUCAGCUCGUUGUCACAUUCGGGGACUCUUCUACAAAUGUCCUGCCACCCGCAAACGACGACCCUCCGCACCUUACAACAGUCAACAUUAAGAACUUUUACCGCGAACUGGAUGAGCUUGGAUUCGAUUACAGCAAGGAUUACCGCUGCAUCUACAACCUCGCGCGCGCCGAUGCGAAAGCUACUGGCCACAUGGCCUUCCCGCGUCUGGAUGAUGGAUCUCGCCCAAUCGUGUUGCAUCCAGCUUCUAUGGACUUGGCGUUCCAAACCAUCAUGGGUGCCUAUUCAGCCCCAGGAGAUAAGCGCCUGAGGUCCAUCUAUGUGCCUGUUCACAUUGACCGGAUCAGUCUUGUCCCAGCGCUCUGCGUUUCUGUUGCCGAAUCUGACUCGGCUCCUAUCGUUCACUUCAACACGGCGAACACGUACGAUAAGGGUGACGUUUUGGCCGGAGAUGCCACGGUCUUCUUCUCGGGCGAUGAUAAGCAAGUUCUCUACCGCAUCGAGAACCUGCUCUUGCAGCCACUUUCCAAGCCGUCCGAGGCCGAAGACCAUAAAGCCUUCACCAAGACAGUUUGGGGCCCCUUGAAGCCCGAAGGACUCCUGGACAACCCGGACCUCUGGGCUACUGAGCAGGACAAGCAAGUGAUCCCCAUCAUUGAGCGCAUCUGCUAUUUCUACAUGAAGGAGUUUGUCAGCCAGCUCACUGAAGAAGACCGCGCCAACGCUACGCUGCCUCACCAGAGAUACAUCUACUGGAAUGAGCACGUCUCGGCCAAGGUGAAGGAGGGAACCUGGCAUGAGUGGUAUGAUCCGUCUUGGGAGUCAGAUACGCGCGAACAGAUCGAGCAGUUGGUUGUAGAGAACUCCUACCAUCCUCACGUCAAGAUGGCGAAGAGAGUGAGCGAGAACACCCUCUCAACCAUUCGUGAGAAGAGCAACCCGUUCUUGUGGAUGGACCACGACGGAUUGCUGACGGAGUUCUACACGAGCUACUUGACCAGUGGCCCUGGCUGGCUGUACGGUCAGGAAUUGGUCAGCCAGCUUUGCCAUCGCUACCAGACAAUGGACAUCCUUGAGAUUGGUGGUGGUACCGCUUCGGCAACAAAGUACAUUCUGGACAUCCCGCAGUUGGGCUUCAACAGCUACACCUUUACCGACAUUUCUCCCGCAUUUUUCGAAAAGGCCCAAGAGCACUUCUCAGCACACGAGGAUCGCAUGAUCUUCCAGAAGCUAGACAUCACCAAGAAGCCUGAAGAGCAGGGGUUCAAGCCGCACUCGUACGACAUGAUCAUCGCCUCAUCUGUCCUCCAUGCCACCCCAAAGCUGGCAGAGACGAUGGCCAACGUACGGUCUCUUCUGAAGCCUGGUGGCCAUGUCGUUCUGCUUGAAGCAACCCACCGGGAUCACACCCGUGUUGGCUACCUGUUUGGUUUAUUCCCGGAUUGGUGGGCCGGCAUCGACGAAGGCCGUGAUCUUGACCCCUUUGCAGAUAUCAACCAGUGGGAUGCCAUUUUCAAGCAGACUGGAUUCUCCGGUGUCGACACCCGCACGCUGGACCGACAUGGCAAUCUCUUCCCCAACACUCUCUUCUGCACUCAUGCGGUCAACACAAAGGUCGCGCGUCUUGACGCGCCGCUUUCCGCUCCUCCUACCGACAAGGCACUUCCCCAAAUAGUCGUGAUUGGCGGGGGCUCGGCGAAAUCAGCUAGGAUCUUGGAUGAGGUGCAACAGACACUGCCCGGUCGGGAGAUCGUUUCUCUCAAGCGGAUUGAAGACGUCCUGGAGUCGAGCAUUCCACCCAAGUCGACGUUCCUGGUCCUUUCGGAGCUCGAUCAUGAGACCUUCUCCGGCAUCGAUGAGGUCAGAUUCAGCGCAAUCAAGUCCCUCCUGGAGCUCGCCGGCACGAUCCUCUGGCUCACUGAAAACGCAUGGAUCGAGAACCCCUACCAGGCCAUGACAGCCGGUAUGCUUCGAUCCGCCCGCCUCGAGUACCCCGCCACCCACAAUCAGUCACUUGACGUUGACGACGCUGAGAAGUUGGACACUAAGUUCUUGGUUGAGCAACUCAUUCGCCUCGAGGAGCCUACCGACUCGAAGGAAGACAUCCUCUGGACACUGGAGCCCGAGGUGUACGUUUCCAAGUCUCGUGCCUACAUUCCCCGCAUCAAGCACGAUAUCCAGAGGAACAACCGUCUCAACUCGAAGCGUCGUGCCAUCACGGCCUCAGUUGACUCCCAUACGACGCCUGUGACUCUCUUGGCGUCGGAAGACACUCUUUAUUUGGAGUCAUCGGAGACUUUCGGUGCAGACUCAUCCGCGGAGGCGGACUUGGAAGUCAAGAUAGACUUCUCUCUCGGAAACGCUAUCCGUGUAGGCGAUCUCGGAUUUUGGCAUCUCGUACAGGGUACCACCGUUGGCACGGACAAGGCAGUCAUGGCGCUUUCGGCUACCAACGCGUCCAUCGUCCAUGUUCACCCCAGUCAUGCCUUUAUUCUCCCAGCAUCUGAGAGCGUCGCUGAGAAUGCGUCUGUCCUGCUUUCAACUGCUGCGAGGCUUGUCGCUCAGAGAAUCUUCAAUGGCAUCGCUUCCGGUGCGUCGGUUCUUGUCAUGGAGCCGCCAGGCUUCUGUGUCGAUGCCAUCGUCGAGACAGGGAAGAGCAGAAACGUGCAGGUUCAUUUCGCGACAGCGGGAGCUUCAGUCUCGUCCUCGCUGCCAUGGAUCCGGUUGCACUCCCUGGAGACCGAUGCGGGCAUCAGAAAGGCUCUGCCCGUGAAUCUCUCCGCCUACUAUGAUUUCUCGGAGGGGGCGAGCUCCAUCACCAGCUUGGGCUCUCGUGUAGCCAAACUUCUGCCGCCCGUUUGCCUCAAGUUCGACCGCGGCCACAUCUUCCAAAGCUCUGCUGAAUCCAUCUCUUCACCUGAGCAAGAUGCACUCCAGCGGCCGCUGGUUGAGCAGGCUGUUCUCGCGGCUGCGGCAGAGGUUCCAGAAAUUGUUGCUUUUCCUGAGGUCGAUGAAGAGUCUAGCGUGAAACCUGUCGGCAGCAUCAUUGACUUGAAGGAUGCGUCUGUUACCUCAACCAUCAUUGACUGGAGAACCGAGAGUCGUGUGACAGCACGAGUCCGCGCCGUUGACCCGGGUAAGCUGUUCUCCCUCGACAAGACGUACCUCCUCUUGGGUCUUGCCGGAUCUCUGGGUCGGUCUCUGGCUCGUUGGCUUAUUACGCACGGCGCCCGCCAUGUCGUGAUCUCCAGUCGUAACCCCGAAACCCCUGACCCGAAGUGGUUGGCAGAGAUCGAGAACUUGGGCGGCAUCAUCACCGUUCUGUCCAUCGACGUCUCUAAAGAAGCCUCCAUCGAUGCUGGGCUCGCUCAGAUUAGACAGACGCUGCCGCCCAUCGGCGGAAUCGCCUAUGGUCCGUUGGUACUUCACGAUGCUCUUCUGGCAAGCAUGGACCUUUCCAUGAUGAAUGUGCCCGUCAACUCCAAGGUCGUCGGAGCGCAGAUCUUACACGAACGCUUCUCGAACCAGGCCAAGGAUCCCCUUGACUUCUUCGUCAUGUUCUCGUCGGUUGCGACGGUGGGAGGGAACCCAGGCCAGGCCAACUACACAGCCGCGAACUCGUUCCUUCAAGCCCUCGCUCAGAAGCGUCAUAUUCAGGGCCUCCCCGCAUCGACAAUCGCGAUUGGCGCCGUUAUCGGUGUCGGAUUCCUGUCGCGUACCGGCAGAGAGGAAGAGUUCAAGCUCGCUUCUGACACGGACACGAUUUCGGAAGACGAGUUCCUUACCUUGUUUGCCGAGGCGGUUGUCUCUGGAAGGCGAGCCCCAGGCUCUCAACCAGUGGCCAUUACAGACAUAUCGGACCUUGAGGUGAUCACCGGCAUUCCCGAGUUCAGUGCCCGCCACAAAGACACCGUCAAGUUUUACGACGACCCGCGAUUCGGAAACCUAAAGGUUCCCGAGAGCCGUGCCAACACGGAUGGCGCCUCGGGGGCUAAGAGCUCUGUCAAGGAGCAGCUACUGAAAGCAAGGACACUGGAUGAGGUUCGCGAUAUCAUCAUUGAUGGCUUGUCGCAAAAGAUGCGCGGCAUCCUGCACAUCCCUGCCGAUGAAAAGGUCAACGCCACGACACCAUUGAUUGACCAGGGCGUGGACUCGCUCGGUGCAAUUACCGUCGGAUCAUGGUUUUCCAAGACGCUUAUGAUUGACAUCCCGCUGCUGAGAGUCGUCAGCGGUGCCUCAAUUGCUGAACUUGCCGAGGAGGCGGCAGGACGACUCUCAAGAGCCGCCAUUCCCCUGAUCGAAUCUGCCGACGGCAUCGUCAGCAGCGAAGAUGAUAGCCGCAGCGGUAGUAACUCGCCCAUUGACACGUCGAAUGCUACAUCGGUCUCAGACUUGAGGGGUGACGACGUCGCCUUGGAUGAUAAGACGGCCACUUCGCGCCAGAUCCCGCUGUCUCUCACCCAAGAACACUCGUGGAAGCUCCUUCAGCAACUGUCUAAUGAGCCGACUAUCUUCCAUAACACCAUUGGUGUGUUCAUGAAGGGUUCAGUAGACCUGGAUAGACUUGAGAAGGCCCUGAACAAGUCCCUCCGCCGUCAUGAGAUCUUCCGCACCGCAUUCUCACCUGAGGGAGAGCAAGUCAUCCUGCCUACCCCGGUCACCCGCGUGCGCUAUGUCGAGGUCAAUGACAGGGCAGCAGCAGAGGAGGCCUACAAGCAGUUGGAGAUUGAAGAGUAUGAUCUUGCCGCAGGUGAAGGUCUCAAAAUUGUCGACUUCCACUGGGCCCAGGACGAGCAUCUGUUCGUCAUCGGCUACCACCGCCUGGUGGGCGACGGCUCCACGACGCAGAACUUCCUCGACGAAGUUGGCCAACUAUACGACGGCGCGCAACUUUCGGCGCCGCCGCAGUACUCCAACUUCGCCGCGCGGCAGCGAUCCGACGUUCAGAGCGGUCAGAUGGACGCCGACAUCGCGUACUGGACCUCCAUGUACAAGACCCUUCCAGCGGUCCUCCCAGUCUUGUCGCUCCCCAACGCCCAGAAGCAGCGAGACGCAAGCAACCGCGUCGCCUGGAAGCAACACGUCGGCACGCUCCGCCUAAGCGCGAUCCUGGCCUUCCGCAUCCGCGAGCGCUGCAAGAAGCUGAAGGGCGUAACGCCCAUGCACUUCUACUUAGCGGCCUACCACCUGCUACUCGCGCGCCUCUCGGCCGCAGAGGACGUGGCCAUUGGUAUCGCUGACACCAACCGCGCCAGCAUCCAGGACGUCUCGACCAUGGGCUUCUUCGCCAACCUACUCCCCGUCCGCCUCGCGCCCUUCGAGCCGGCGCAGACUUUCGCCGACGAGCUCGAGUCCGUCAAGGAGCGCCUGCGGCAGGCGAUGCAGCACGCCCGCGUACCCUAUGGCGUCACGCUGGACCGCCUCGGCCUCGCGUCCUCGUCGGCGGAGCUGCCGCAUGCGCCGCUGUUCCAGGCCGUCUUCGACUACAGGCAAGGUGCCGCGGAGACUGGACGGCUCGGCGGUGCUUCUUUCACCGAAAUUUGGGCUUCGCGCGAGCGCACGCCGCAUGAUGUUGUCCUGGAGAUGUCGGAUGAUCCGGCCAAGGAGCCGCUUGUCACGGUCAAGUUGCAGAGCUAUCUGUAUGGAGAGGAGGAUCCGAAGGCAUUUUUGAGUGCCUAUGAGGCUACUCUGACCAGCUUCUCGGAGAAUACCAAGCUGGCAGUCGCCCAGGAUUGA